Messenger RNA from Aureobasidium melanogenum CBS 110374, 657 nucleotides. RefSeq lists its product as uncharacterized. Bases 1 to 657 code for a protein of 218 amino acids. Lineage: Eukaryota; Fungi; Ascomycota; Dothideomycetes; Dothideales; Saccotheciaceae. The record is from RefSeq and is a predicted model, not a curated record. The transcript has 3 exons.
AUGACCACUUCAGUCACUGUCAAGAGCACUGUUUCCACCGUCCUGACCCACACUGCCAUUGUUCCUCAGUCUUCUCCCGUCAGCCCCGAGCAGACCACUCCUGCAUCCGUUGAGGGUCACGUUGCUGUCCCUUCGACUGUCGUUCUCUAUAGCACCAAGGAGAUCACCAUCACUAGCUGCGCUCCCGAAGUGACUAACUGCCCAGCACGCCAAGUUUCUACCACUGUCUUCCCUACCGCCAUCACCAUCUCCAGCGUUUGCCCUGAGACCACCUCGGCCGCUGUCACUAUUCCUUCGACCAUGUUCUACUACAGCACUGCCAUCGUCACUGUGACUAGCUGCGCUGAGGGCGUUAAGAACUGCCCAGCCUCUUCCACAGUUGUCGAGACUUCCUACACUAGCCCUGCUGCCGGUGUUCCUCAGGAAUCCGCCCCUGCUGUCUCUGCUCCCGCUCCCAUCGCCCCCACCUCCGCUCCCUUCGCCGUUUCCAACAGCACCAUGAUGUCUGUUGGCCCCAAGGGAACUGGUAUUGUCGGAACUGGCUCUGGCAGCAAGGCCACCUCCACCUACUCACCUUCUCAGUACACUGGCGCCGCCAACAAGGUCGGUGCUGCUGGUCUGGCUGGUGUUGCUGCUUUCGCCGCUUUCCUUUUGUAA